This is a messenger RNA of Musca vetustissima, 967 nucleotides long. RefSeq names its product serine/threonine-protein kinase 32B. Bases 74 to 967 code for a protein of 297 amino acids. Gene Ontology annotation, biological process: protein phosphorylation; G protein-coupled receptor signaling pathway; regulation of signal transduction. NCBI's taxonomy places the organism in Eukaryota, Metazoa, Arthropoda, Insecta, Diptera, Muscidae. The record is from RefSeq and is a predicted model, not a curated record. The transcript is spliced from 3 exons. Gene Ontology annotation, molecular function: ATP binding; G protein-coupled receptor binding; G protein-coupled receptor kinase activity.
UGCUGCAGGUCAUGCACAUUUGACUGAUUUUAACAUUGCAACAAGACUGGCCAAGGAUGCUCUGGCGUGCAGUAUGUCCGGCACCAAACCCUAUAUGGCACCAGAAGUAUUUAUGUGCGCCCUGGACGAAGUGGCUGGCUACACAUAUCCUGUCGAUUGGUGGUCACUGGGUGUUGUGGCUUACGAAAUGCGGGCCAACAUACGACCAUUUUCGGUACACUCAAAUACGGCUUUGGUGGAUGUCAAGCACAUACUAAGUUCGCCCGUACAUUAUCCACGCUAUUGGAGUCCUGAUUUUGUGGAUUUAUUAACGAAGUUGCUGUGCGUACAUCCGGGUGGUCGCAUAAGUUCCCAGCAAGAACUACAACAAACUCCACUGUUGCGUCAUAUCGAUUUCAAAGAAGUGCUGGAGAAAAAGACAAAACCUCCCUUUAAACCCCCCGAGGACCAUUUGAAUUGUGAUCCCUGCCUUGAAUUGGAGGAAAUGAUUGUUGAAACCCGCCCCCUACACAAAAAGAAGAAACGCCUCGCCAAACAACGUUCAGCCCAGCGUGACAGCGAUCCCGAAACGGCAUUAGUCAAGGAAUUCAUUGUCUAUAAUCGUUUCAAGGAACUCAAACGUAAAGACAUGGAGAAGAAGGAGCGCGAAUGGGAACGUGAACUGGAGGAGGCAAUGGCAAAUUCGGUUGUCACGACAUUGGCACCCAUAAUGGAGAAGCCUUCCGAAACCCUAACUGUGUCUUCCAUGCCGCAUGCCGAAAACGCACCAAAUGACACCAUGACAAAUACGACGAAUAACACGAAUCGACAAUCGUCAAAGAAAUCGACAACAAUGACAACGCUUAGUUCCAGUUUACAGAUGUGCUCCAAUUGUCAGAGAUCCGAUUCGAGAAAAUCGAAAAACGCAGAAAGUUUAGAAUAUAUUGAUCGUUCGCCGUCACCGAAUACCAUCGGUGGUGCAACGUAG